CUGAGGAAGGAGAAGUCCCGGGAUGCGGCUCGCUCGAGGCGGGGGAAGGAGAACUUUGAGUUCUAUGAGCUGGCUAAGAUGCUUCCCCUGCCCGGCGCCAUUACCAGCCAGCUGGACAAGGCUUCCAUCAUCCGCCUCACCAUCAGUUACCUGAAGAUGAGGGACUUCGCCAACCAGGGGGACCCGCCAUGGAAUCUGCACAUGGAAGGCCCACCGCCCAACACCUCCGUCAAAGCUAUAGGAGAUCAGCGAAGGAGGACUCCCAGUGCGGUAGCCUCAGAGAUCUUCGAGCCAAACCUCGGGAGCCACAUAUUGCAGUCCCUGGAUGGAUUUGUAUUUACACUAAACAAGGAGGGAAGAUUUUUGUACAUCUCUGAGACGGUGUCCAUAUACCUGGGGCUUUCACAGGUGGAACUGACAGGAAGUAGUGUGUUUGACUACGUCCACCCUGGUGAUCAUGUGGAAAUGGCAGAGCAACUGGGCAUGAAGCUGCCCCCGGGCCGAGGCCUCCUCUCUCAGGGCACCGCCACCGAGGACGGCGCCAGCUCUGCCUCCUCCUCCUCACACGCAGAGACCCCCGAGCCAGUCGAGUCGACCAGCCCCACCAUGCUGCCCCCAGACAACACUCUAGAGCGCUCCUUCUUCAUCCGUAUGAAGUCCACACUGACCAAGAGAGGCGUCCACAUCAAGUCUUCAGGCUAUAAGGUGAUCCAUGUUACAGGCAGGCUGAGGAUCCAGAUGGCGUUGACCCACAGUCGGUCGGUACCCAUUCAGAUCAUGGGCAUGGUGGUGGUAGCCCACGCCCUCCCCCCUCCCACCAUCAACGAGGUGCGCAUAGACUGCCAGAUGUUUGUCACCAGGGUCAACAUGGACCUCAACAUUGUCUACUGUGAGAAUAGAAUUAGUGACUACAUGGACCUGAUGCCAGUGGACAUCGUAGGGAAGAGGUGUUACCAGUUUAUUCAUGCGGAGGACGUGGAGGGCAUCCGGCACAGCCAUUUAGACUUGAUAAACAAGGGCCAGUGUGUGACCAAGUACUACCGCUGGAUCCAGAAGAACGGUGGGUACAUCUGGAUCCAGUCCAGUGCCACCAUCGCCAUCAAUGCCAAGAACGCCAAUGAAAAGAACAUAAUCUGGGUCAACUACGUACUCAGUAAUCCAGAGUACAAGGACACGCCCAUGGACAUCGCCCAGCUGCCCAACCUUCCAGAGAAAGCCUCAGAGUCUUCAGAGACGUCCGACUCUGAGUCCGAGUCCAAGGAGAACUCUGACAACGAGAACUCCAAGUGGGACGGGAAGGGGAACCAGACUGAGAACACAGAGGACCCGGAAACAGACAGUAAAAAGCAGCAGCAGGGCCAGUCGUCCUCAGAGCAGGAGAUGAGGCGUCAGGAGGAGGGAGACAGCUCCUCCAACCCAGAGAGCCAGGAGAGCGAGGACGAUCUGGAGCCCAGCGACUGCGAGUUGGAGACCAAGGAGGGCAGGCUGGGCCGGUUGGGGGACCUGCACAUCAAGGUGGAGCACUACGGAGACAGAAACGGAGGGGUGGAGCUGCACGACUCGCCGUCCUCCUCUGAAGAAGAGGAAGAUGAUGAUGAUGAUGAUGAUUACGACAGCUUUAAAGACCGUGAUAGCGCCACCGAGACUCUCGCCGCCCCCGCUGCCAGUAAGCAGCAGAAGCGUAAGAAGAGGAGGAAAAAGCAGAAAUGGGACGGUAGUCGUUCUAAACGCCUGUGCCUCUCCUCUGCCACCCCCAGCUCUGGCACCAUGGUCCACCACACCUUCGGUGGGGACGCCCCCCUCCUGCCACCCCCCUCCCCUGCCAGUACCUCUGUGCUUAAGAUCAAAACGGAAAUGUCCGAGCCCAUCAACUUCGACAAUGACAGCAUCAUCUGGAACUACCCACCCAACAGAGAGAUCUCCAGGAACGAGUCUCCCUACAGCAUGACAAAGCCCGUCCCAGCCCACGAUACCUUCCCCUCCUCGCAGCCUGGCAGUCUGCAGAUCUCCAUCCCAGAUUCAGUGCUCACUCCCCCAGGAACAGAGGGAGGCGGUGGGGGCGGAGGUACCAGGAAGGGCGUACCCCCCUCCUUCAGCGGUUAUAGCAGUGCCCCAUCCUCGGCCUCCAGCGCUGCCAGCCUGGCCCCUCCCUCCGGCUCUGGGUCCUCCUCCGACCCCCUGUCCCCGCCCCUCUCGGCCUCGCCGCGCGACAAACAGCAUGGUCAGAGCACCCCCACCACCACCAGCUCCUCCCUGCUGUACACCAGCGACCUGGAGGCCCUGCAGAGGCUGCAGGCCGGGAACGUAGUGCUUCCACUGGUCCACCGGGUCACCGGCACCCUCGCCACGACCAACACUGCCGCCUCACGGGUCUACACCACUGGCACCAUCCGCUACGCCCCCGCCGACGUCACCCUGGCCAUGCAGGCAGGCGCCAACCUGCUGCCCAACAACGUUGCCCACGCUAUGAACUUUGUGGAUGUCAACGGUAGCCCCGGCUUCGGCAUCGACCCCAAGACGCCCAUGGAGAUGCUGUAUCAUCACGUCCACCGGCUCAACAUGGCUGGCCCCUUUGGGGGUACCGUGUCCGGCGCCAGCCUCACCCAGAUGCCAGCAGCCAAUGUAUUCACCACGGCAGAGGGACUGUUCUCCACUCUUCCAUUCCCUGUCUACAGUAACGGGAUACACACCACACAAACACUGGAGCACGAAGAAGAUUAAAGCAAAACACCAAGACCAUAUUACUGUGUUCAACUGUCAAAGACUCUUUGAGGCAUAGGACUGUGUUUCAAGUGGGAAAUAAAUAUAUUCUAGCACUUUGAAUUUGAGCAAUUGAGCUUGUGUAAUAUAAAUGAAUGGCUCCAUGUCUUUCUAGCUUUUCUCUCUCUCUCUAUUGACUCCCACUCUAUCAAUCUCUCAUCCUCUUCUUACUCCUCUUACAGUAUGAUCGAUGACAUUUUCUCUGAUCAAACUAAACUGACUAUUCUUUAUUGUAAAGAAUUCAUUUUUGCCAGCAGAGAAUUCAUAUUACCGUUUGUCUCCUACUGGAGUCUUGGGUAAACUUAAGCAAUAAGGCCCGAGGAGGUGUGGUAUAUGGCCAAUAUACCACGGCUAAGGGCUGUUGU
Molecule: messenger RNA, 3125 nt
Organism: Coregonus clupeaformis (lake whitefish)
Lineage: Eukaryota; Metazoa; Chordata; Actinopteri; Salmoniformes; Salmonidae
Product: neuronal PAS domain-containing protein 3-like
Exons: 10
Coding region: 79-2721 (880 amino acids)
Biological process (GO): regulation of transcription by RNA polymerase II
Molecular function (GO): DNA-binding transcription factor activity, RNA polymerase II-specific; protein dimerization activity; RNA polymerase II transcription regulatory region sequence-specific DNA binding
Source: RefSeq, a predicted model, not a curated record